AUGGCGGCAAACAAUUCAAUGGAUAACGCCUUGGAGAUGACAAGUCCUAGGCGCAAGGAUAGGCUUGCGGAAACGAUACAAUCGAUGGCAAACUUGAAUAGUAAUAUCGAGAAUAUGGAAUUGCCCAUGGAUCCGGAUGCACAGGCAACAAUUACAGACUUUCUCGAUUUUACGGAAUAUCUACCUUCUGAUCUGGUUCGGUCAAUGGCACUCAUUUCCGACCUCGAUGAGAAAUAUACCAAUGCGUCAUUGAAUAUAAAUGACUUGACGAAGACCUAUGGUCACCUUCCCGACCUACCUGCCGAUACAAAACCCGACCCUAUCUCUCUGCGAAAGAAUAUAUCUACAUGUUUGAUUGAUGCUAUCAGCGCUCGCACGUUAUCGUUUGCAGAAGCAUCGCAUGUGGUUGAGAAUGUGGAAAGGCAUUACAAGAGAGCGCAGAAUAUAUUGGCGAAGCUUGAGGCCAUGGCCGAAAAUUAUCCGGAAUCUCGAGAAUCAAGUCCUGUCCCGCAGAAAUCCAAUUCACCCGUCGCAAGUCGAGCUCCAGGAAAAAUACUUUUGCGGACUGGAGAUUUUGAUGGUCGUGGAAAUAUGCGGAUACGCAAACGACGCGCGCCAAUCAUCACUGUUCCUGGUGAGGUCAUGGCUCCAUAUGAGCUCGACUACGAUUCUUAUGAUUCGUACAGCGAUGAAUCGGAAUCGGAUGCUGGACCACCUACACCACAUCAACAGACACCUGCGCGAUCAGUAUCAGUGAAUCCUAAGAUCAAGCUGAAGGUCAAACCAUCUAAGAAAGAGAUAUUGCCCAAGAUCCCUCGAGCACCAAGACCGCCUGGAGUUAUGGGAACAAAUGUACAUAGUGCGGUUGCCGGCAUAUCGACGAGUAAUGCGUUAGCGAAGCUUCAACCGCCACCACCGGAUGCGAAAGCGGGCACCGAAGAUGCGCCCUGGCUUCAGUUGACCGCAUGGGAGCUUGCUAAGCUCAGAAAGAGAAUGAAAAAGAAUGCGGUAUGGAGCCCGAGCGAUACAAUGAUCGCACGUGAAUUAAAACAAUUGGGACGAGGAAUUGAAGCGUAUCGUGCUGCAAAGAGUAAGGCUGACGCUGCAGGACAGCCUUUCGACCAACCGGGACCCCCCCAACUCACCGGGAAGACAGUCAUUGCCGAAGGGGCAAUAAGUGCGGACGCUCUCGGCUCGGAUGAGAUACAACUUAGCAAUCGUGGUAUGAAGCUCAAUGAAGCUAAGAAAUUGAAACGAGAAGCCGCUGCCAAAGAACUUGCUAAAUUGGCGGCCGAGGAAGCAGAAGAAUCAGUACGAAAGAUGACGGAAGCUGCAAGUACCGUAAAGAGCCUUUUCAGGAAUCACCCUGAGGAGGAAAAGAAAGAGAAAGAAAAAGCUCCUACUAAAACACCAAAGAAGCCAGUAUCGAGAAAACGUAAACGCGAAUCAACGAUUGAAGAUGUGAAGGCAAACGGCGAAGCGAGCUCAUCAAAUGUAGAUGGCACAGCUGACGCAAAUGAGAAUCAAGGUGAUAAAGUAAAUGAAGCAGAAUCUUCGAAAUUAGGUAAGCCUCAAUUCAAAAGAACGAAGACUGAAACCCCGGUUCCGCCCCCUCAUUCCAUCAUCACAAAUGCCACUCCCCGCGCAACUCCAGCCCCGACUUUGGAAUCUGCCGUCUCCGUGGCAUCUUCCAUUGCUCUUUCAGCGCCUAUAGAUACACCAACUGCUUCUACUCCUGUUGUUCCAGUGUCGGCUACAUCACCACCAAAAUCUUCGACGCCAAUUCUUCCCCCGGGUGCGGAAAAGAAGGAAGCUAAGAAGGAGGCAAGAAAAGCUGCAGCUGCAGCAAAAAGAGAAGCCAGGGAAGCAGCUAAAGCAGCUGUGGAGGCAGAGAAGGCUGAAAGAGGAGAUAAGGUUGAGAAGAAAGAAGAGAAGAAACCAGACAAGGUGGAGAAAACAACUAACACACGUGCCACUCGAAAAGCAACUCCUGUUGCUCCACCAGUUGAACCUACUACACCAGGACCAGCACCAGACCCUCUUCCAGCUAAGAGACCAACAUCUUCUCGUGGUAAAGUAGCGGCAGCAAAAGAAGCAGCAGCAGCCGCCGCCGCCCUCGCUAUAAAAGCCGAAGAACCAGUCCCUGCUGCCCCUACUCCGGCAGUAUCGGGCCGUACCAGACGUACCAGCACUGCUCGUAAUACCCCCGCUCCAGAAACUCGUCAACCAAGCAAAAGAGCAAAGAGACCUGCUCCAGGCGUUGUGACCAUCGGUACAGAGGGUGGUUCCACGGCUGUAAGCGUUGGAAAAAGACGAGCAGCACCACGCAAAAAGGCAGGACAGAAAAAAGAAAAGAAGGAUGGGAGGGAAGGUAGUGCAGUUCAGGAGGUUUUGGAUGAGGUGGAUGAUGAUGGGAAUCUUAUUGAUCCGAAUGAACCGAGGUAUUGCACAUGUAACCGUGUUAGCUUCGGCACGAUGAUUGCUUGUGAGAAUGACAAUUGCGAAAAAGAAUGGUUUCAUCUGGAAUGUGUGGGUCUAACAGCUACUCCUCCAAGGACUACAAAGUGGUAUUGUCCGGAUUGUAGGAUUAUUUUGGGGAUUGGUGAGAAGGGAGAGGUUAAUGCUAGGGGGAGAAAAAAAUAA
Messenger RNA from Sclerotinia borealis F-4128, 2643 nucleotides. The record is from the annotation of a GenBank genome assembly. Lineage: Eukaryota; Fungi; Ascomycota; Leotiomycetes; Helotiales; Sclerotiniaceae.